AUGCCCCAGGAGGACGGAGGGUUUUGCCAGGACUCCCGAAACAACUGCAGAAGAACGAGCGAAGUGUAUGGCCAAGCAGGCCAAGCUCAAACUGCUGCCGGCUUUGAGCAGAUCGCAUCAAAUAUUCUCGAAUUUCGCAUGAUUGCAGAGGGGAUGAAGGAUACCGACACACUCUCUCUUGGGAAACACAUUCAGAUAUGCGUCGCACUCCGUGACCAGUCCAGAAACAUUGCCGCUAAACAUCCAAGGAUAGAUGCAGUGACGGUAAAGGCACAACAAUUCAGAAGUAACCAAGAAUACCGGUCAUUUUGGACUCAUCGUCAAUCUGGCAAAGCUUCAACCGCUGUUUUGCACGUAGCAUGA
Molecule: messenger RNA, 363 nt
Organism: Paracoccidioides brasiliensis Pb18
Exons: 2
Coding region: 1-363 (120 amino acids)
Source: RefSeq, a predicted model, not a curated record